CUUUUCCACGCUUGACAUCGUGCACAGCAGCCAGCGCCAAGGUAUCAUAAAAUAUAAAUAUUUAGAGAGAGAGAAACAGAAAACAGAAGUCCAAAACUAAAAGGAAGUUCGGCGACGCCGACAAAGGAAGCUGGAUGUAGAAAUUUCCCGGAAAAUAAACGGCACGAGAAGGUCCAAGAAAGGAUCCCCAGAGACGAAAAAGAGCAUGGCGACACCGAUGGCGGGGCUGCAGCAUUUGGAAGGAGGAGGAGGAGUGGCCGUGCUUUCCAAUUCUGCCAACAAGGUCGAUUCCUCCUCGCCGUCUACUGCGGCCUCCAAUGGUGUCUUGGUCUAUUCUGAAUUGGAGUCCCCAAUCUUGAUUUUCUUAUUCUUUCAUAAGGCCAUUCGAAAUGAGCUUGAUGCUCUUCACCGGUUAGCUAUGGCAUUUGCAACGGGCAACUGCUCCGAUAUUCAGCCCCUCUUCGAGCGCUAUCAUUUCGUUAGAUCCAUUUAUAGACACCACUCCAAUGCUGAAGAUGAGGUGAUUUUUCCUGCUCUCGAUAUACGUGUGAAGAAUGUGGCCCAGACAUAUUCUCUUGAACACAAGGGUGAAAGCAAUCUCUUUGAUCAUCUAUUUGAGCUGCUAAAUUCUAAUAUCCAAAAUGAUGAAAGUUUUUCAAAGGAGUUAGCGUCUUGCACGGGAGCUUUGCAGACAUCAGUUAAUCAACACAUGGCUAAGGAAGAGGAGCAGGUAUUUCCAUUGCUUAUUGAGAAAUUCUCAAUAGACGAACAGGCAUCUCUAGUUUGGCAGUUUCUUUGCAGUAUUCCUGUCAAUACAAUGACAGAAUUUCUUCCUUGGCUCUCAACAUCUAUAUCAUCGGAUGAAUCUAUUGAUCUGCAGAAGUGCUUAAGCAAGAUAGUACCAGGAGAAAAGCUUCUUCAAAAGGUUAUUUUCACUUGGAUGGAAGGUAGAAGUGGUGUUAACACAGUUGAAAGUUGUGCACAUCAUUCUCAUGUUCGCUGCAGUCCUAGCCCAUUAACCCAUCUGAUAGGGACGGCAAGCUGUGCUUGUGAGCCUGCAACAACUGGGAAAAGGAAACAUCCUGAAUCUAUUCUAGAUGGUUCUGAUGCCACUGGAACACAUCCUAUUGAUGAAAUUUUGCUAUGGCAUAAUGCGAUAAAAAGAGAGUUGAGUGAGAUAGUGGUGGAGACCAGAAAGAUACAACUUUCUGGAAAUUUUACUAAUUUGUCAGCUUUUAACGAGAGAUUACAGUUUAUUGCUGAAGUUUGCAUAUUUCAUAGUAUUGCUGAGGACAAGGUUAUAUUUCCUGCUGUAGAUGGCGAACUUUCUUUCUUUCAGGAGCAUGCUGAAGAAGAAAGCCAAUUUAAUGAGUUCCGGCGUUUGAUUGAAGGCAUUCAGAGUGAAGGAGCAACAUCCAAUUCAGAAGCUGAAUUUUAUCCCAAGUUAUGCUCAUAUGCUGAUCAUAUAGUGGAAACCAUACAGAGGCAUUUCCGCAAUGAAGAAGUUCAGGUUCUUCCACUGGCUCGGAAGCACUUCAGCUUCAAAAAACAACGUGAACUUUUGUACCAAAGCUUGUGUAUGAUGCCUCUGAAAUUGAUUGAAGGUGUCCUGCCUUGGUUGGUAGGAUCAUUAACCGAAGAUGAAACAAAGAUGUUUCUUAAAAACAUGCAACUGGCAGCUCCUCCAACAGAUUCUGCUUUAGUCACACUCUUCUGUGGUUGGGUUUGCAAGGCUCGUAAGGAGGGUCUGUGCUUGUUCUCAAGUGUACCAAGUUUCUUUCCUGCUAGAAAUCUUGGUGGUACUGAAAACAACAGAUUCCAGUCAUCUUGUGCUUGUGCUUCUGCGCUUUCUUCUAAUGGUUGCCCAGUAUCAGCUGAAUCAGAUGAGAACAAAAAACUGGUCAAGCAAAACAUGUUGGAGUUCUGCAAGAAUGGGGAUGUCCCUCAAACUUCGGAAACUGAAAGUAUCCAAAAGCAAUGUUGUAGUGCUCAGUCUUGUUGUGUGCCAGGUUUAGGAGUAAGCGGUAAUAAUUUGGGGCUCAGUUCUCAUUCCUCUACCAAGUCGUUACGCUCCUUGUCUUUCAGCUCUUCUCCCCCAUCUCUUAAUUCCAGUCUUUUCAUAACAGAUAACCCCUCUUGUGAUGCUAGUUCUGCAGAGAGACCGAUUGAUACUAUAUUUAAAUUCCAUAAAGCUAUACGUAAAGACUUGGAGUAUUUAGAUGUUGAAUCUGGAAAGCUUAGUGAUGGUGAUGAGACAAUUCUUCGUCAAUUUACUGGAAGAUUUCGCCUUUUAUGGGGUUUACAUAGAGCUCACAGUAAUGCUGAAGAUGACAUAGUCUUUCCAGCACUGGAAUCCAAAGAGGCACUUCAUAAUGUGAGUCAUUCAUACACGCUGGAUCAUAGGCAGGAGGAAAAAUUAUUCGAAGAUAUAUCCUGUGUUCUUUCUGAGCUUUCUGUUCUUCGUGAAAGUCCGCAGAGAUUCAAUAUGUCAGAGGACACUAGCCAUUUUGAAACUUCUGAUGCCACUGUGAGUGAUAAUAUAGUAAACUAUAAUGAGUUAGCAACUAAACUUCAAGGGAUGUGCAAAUCCAUAAGAGUCACCUUGCAUCAGCAUAUUUUCAGAGAAGAGCGUGAGCUUUGGCCAUUGUUUGGGAGACAUUUCACUGUGGAAGAACAAGACAAGAUAGUUGGCCGGAUAAUUGGAACUACUGGUGCUGAAGUACUCCAGUCGAUGUUACCAUGGGUAACUUCUGCACUGACUCAGGAUGAACAGAACAAAAUGAUGGACACAUGGAAGCAGGCUACUAAGAACACCAUGUUCAAUGAAUGGCUUAAUGAAUGCUGGAAAGAGAGUCCAUUGCCUAUCCCACUGACGGAAGCAUCAGAGCAUAGCACGUCCCAAAGAGGUACUGAAUAUCAAGAAAGCGUGGACCUGAAUGAUCAGAUCUUUAAGCCAGGUUGGAAAGACAUAUUCCGGAUGAAUCAAAGUGAGCUUGAGGCAGAGAUACGGAAGGUUUAUCGGGAUUCUUCUCUGGACCCAAGGAGAAAGGCAUAUCUUGUGCAAAAUCUAAUGACGAGUCGCUGGAUUGCUUCCCAGCAGAAGUUACCCAAAGGUGUUCCUGGAGAAUCUUCUAAUGGUGAAGAAAUAGAAGGAAGAUCACCAUCAUUUCGGGAGCCGGAGAAAAAAGAAUUUGGAUGUGAGCAUUAUAAUAGAAACUGCAAACUUCGAGCUGCAUGUUGUGGCAAGUUAUUUACAUGCAGAUUUUGCCAUGACAAUGUGAGCGAUCACUCAAUGGAUAGAAAGGUAACAUCAGAAAUGAUGUGUAUGCGCUGCUUGAAUAUACAAGCAGUUGGCCCCAUAUGCAUGACCCCUUCGUGUGAUGGACUUUCAAUGGCAAAAUAUUAUUGCAACAUCUGCAAAUUUUUCGAUGAUGAAAGGAAUGUAUAUCAUUGCCCAUUUUGCAAUGUAUGCCGUGUUGGGAAAGGGCUUGGAAUUGAUUAUUUUCAUUGUAUGAAAUGCAAUUGUUGUCUGGGGAUUAAAUCAGCAUCUCACAAAUGCUUGGAAAAAAGCUUGGAAAUGAACUGUCCAAUUUGUUGCGACUUCUUAUUCACAUCCAGUGCUACAGUCAGAGCUCUGCCUUGUGGCCAUUAUAUGCAUUCAACUUGCUUUCAGGCAUACACUUGUAGUCACUACACAUGUCCGAUUUGCAGCAAGUCAUUGGGAGAUAUGGCGGUUUACUUUGGUAUGCUCGACGCUUUGUUGGCUGCUGAGGCGCUUCCUGGAGAGUACAAGGACCGACAUCAGGAUAUACUGUGCAAUGAUUGUGAUCGAAAGGGCUCUUCACGCUUCCACUGGUUAUAUCACAAAUGUGGUUGUUGUGGCUCAUACAAUACCCGUGUGAUCAAGUCCGAGGCAAUAAAUUCCAUCUGCGACUAGUGUGCUUCUUAGGAGCGAGGGGUAUAGAUUUUGUAAAUACUUGUAUAGGCAAUUCAAAAUUUUCCCCUGAACCAGCAGCCUGGUUCUUUUUUAAUCUUCUCGUCUUAUACAUAGUGAAGUGAGUCACUUCCAAUAGAGGCCUCUAUUGAGUUCGUUUUCUCAUGAGCCGGAUGUUCAUUAUAUAGCUUUUAUGUAUAGAAUAUGAACCUACUUUCUUCCCCUUCCCCCCUUUUUUUGGGCAAUGGAUGUUUUCGCCGUUUCUCCUCUACAAUGACGACUUGAGGAAUCUUCAAGGAGUGUUUUGGUUUCAAUUCUUUUGCAGCUUGGAUCCAUAUUUCUGUUCUUCACAAUGUAACGUACAAAAGCUGAAAGCCCUCUAGAGAGUAAUGUCUGUAUCGUCCAUGGCUACUAAUACUCUUGGGAGGCCUCAAUAAAGUCAUUUAAUAAGUUCUUGGUUUUU
Messenger RNA from Neltuma alba, 4397 nucleotides. Its product is annotated as zinc finger protein BRUTUS. Gene Ontology annotation, molecular function: ubiquitin protein ligase activity; zinc ion binding. The record is from RefSeq and is a predicted model, not a curated record. Gene Ontology annotation, cellular component: nucleus. Gene Ontology annotation, biological process: ubiquitin-dependent protein catabolic process; protein ubiquitination. The transcript has 14 exons. Bases 206 to 3937 code for a protein of 1243 amino acids. NCBI's taxonomy places the organism in Eukaryota, Viridiplantae, Streptophyta, Magnoliopsida, Fabales, Fabaceae.